UUCAGGAAAUACACAAAAUGCAGCCUAUUUCAUAUGCAUUUCGGGCACAUUGGUGCCAGCAGUCCUGCUUUAAAUAGUCAUCUACCUUCCACGCCUACCUGGCGCUGCAGCCCACCUGCAUACGGUCGGCUGUGUGGUGGUAACCCUUUGCUGAAAUAGGCAGUUGAGGCAGCACACUGCAGCCAGGACUUGUCACAUUACUCUCAACUCCACUGCGGGACGAGGGCACCUGAAUGCAGGCCUUGAGGGUGGUAAAGAGUGUGAGUGAGACAAGCCCAAACACAGGGAAACAAGGACGCCUUUGCAGCAGCAACAGAGUCUGACUUGGGAGACACUAUUUCUUCUUGAUACAAGGGGAUAGCAGCUGUGUGUCGGUAGAGAUUGUGGUUAAAAAUACUCCAGCUCCUUUGUAAGACUUUGGAUCUGUUUGGAAAAAUACAGCACAAUGGAUAAGGAUGCUCCACUGGACUAUGAGUACCCAGACCUAGAUCCUCUGCCAUCCAAAAUUGAAGCAGAAGUAAUCCCUCCAUGUGACCCUACUGCUGAUGACAGGCUCUACCAUAUAUGCAUCACUGCGAUAUCUCUUGUUGUCAUGCUGAUCCUAGCAAUCUUAGCCAGGCGCACGAAGGUGGGCGACGGACAGAAAGGGCUCCCAGGUUUACUCAGUCCGGUCAACUUUCUGGACCAUACACAGCACAAGGGCCUGGCAGUGGCUGUGUUUGGAGUGCUCCUGUGCAAACUAUGGGGCCUGAUCAUAUCGCCAAACCCCCUCCCCUUCAUAGCAGACACAGAGAACAAACAUAACUGGGUGAUUCUGGGAGUCUUCUACUAUCCAGCACUAUAUUACCCUCUGCUGGCAUGUGGUACUUUACAUAAUAAAGUAGGCUAUGUUCUUGGUAGCCUUCUAUCAUGGACCCACUUUGGAGUUCUGGUCUGGCAGAAAAUUGACUGUCCCAAAACACCUUUGAUACACAAACACUACUCGCUUUUCUCCAGCCUUCCCCAGAUAGCUUGCUUGGCAUUCCUUAGUUUCCAGUAUCCCCUUCUUCUGUUCAAGGGCUUACAAGGCACUGAAAAGAACAAUGCUACAGAGGAUCUCAGCAGCAGCUACUAUAAAGACUAUGUGAAGAAAAUGCUCAAGAAGAAGCCCUCCAAAAUAAGCACAUCGAGCACAGAGACGCCAAAGCUCCCUCAAAGAAUAAUUGAUGCUGUGAAGUCAUACAUUUAUACACCAGAAGAAGCUUUCCGUUUUCCACUGAAGUUGGCUAUAUCUGGUGUAGUGUCAUUUAUAACCGUGUAUCAGGUGGGUCUUCUGCUGAUCUCGUUAGUGGUGCCAUCUCUUCAGACUGCCCGUUAUGGAGUCGAUGAAGACGUCGCCAAACUUUUAGCUGGCUUCAAGAUUAUGCUGUCUCCAGACAAACAUGAAGUUGUCAGAAUAGUGGUUUAUUACGUGUGGUGUGUAGAAGUGUGCUAUAUCUCAGCGAUGACCCUGUCUGGCUUGGUCAACCUGGCUAUGCUCAUGCGGUCCAUGGUUCUGCAUCGGUCAAACCUGAAGGGGCUGUACAGAGGAGAUAUCUACAAUGUUUACAACUGCCAGAGAAGUAUCAGGGCUUCCCGGCCAGCACUGGUCUGCUGGAUGGGAUACACCAGCUUCACGUCAGCUCACAUCUGCAUUGGCAUGAUGAUCCAGACCAUGGUGUUCUUCCUCUGCCUUCUGGUCGCUGUCUUCCUCAUUAUCAUGCCAGUACUGCACGGACAGAAUCUGAUCCUCUUUCAGAUCCUGUUGAGCAUGUGGCCCUUCUGGCUGAUGAUUAUCUUGGCUGUGUUGAUUCAACAUAUCACUGGCAGGUUUUGCUUCAUCAAGAAAACAGCAGGCACACGAGACCUAGACAACAGGGGUAAUCUGUUCCUGCUUACUUACCUGCUGUUUCCCGUCAAUGUUCUGAUCGGGGUGCUACUGGCUCUGUGGCGCAUGGUCAUCACAGCCCUGUUUAACAUUGUCCACAUGGGGCGCAUGGAUAUCAGUCUUCUUAACCGCAAUGUGGAGGCAUUUGACCCAGCCUACCGCUGCUAUGCUCAUUAUCUGAAGAUUGAGGUGAGCCAGUCUCACCCUGUGAUGAAGGCCUUCUGCGGGAUGCUGCUGCACUCUCUGGGACAGGAGAGCAAUGCUGCACAGAGGCCACGGGAUGCUGAAGAGGGGAUCCAGCUGGUCCAGCAGGAAAAGAAACAGCUCCAAGCGUCCAUUGCCAAGAGGACCCGCCGGCACUGGCACCUCCUCUACACCCUGGUCAACAACCCCUCCCUGGUGGGUACCAGGAAGCACUUCCAGCGUCAGACCACAGAAAGCUUUCUGAAUGGAAGCCUCAACCGCAGCGCCAAGGUGGGCAGCAAAAAAGAGGCAGCAACCAAGGAGGCAGAGAGGGCUGCCAGCAACUGAACAUGACUUUGACCCUGAUUAAGGAUUGGCUUGAAGGUUUCUUUUGGUUUGGGGAAAAUUCUACAGUCAUAUUUGUUCACGCCUACUGUAGAUGUGUUUGCAUUGGGUAAAAUAAGUGCACUUAUAGUUCAGUGCCAUAUGUAAAGAUAUUCAUCAACCCUUCCCUGUAUGGAGAUUGUGUGUCACUCUGUCCUCUUCAUUUCCCCUGGCUGUUUUAUAUGAGGGGGCCACAGUCUCCAGUCUGAUGAGGAAAGCUUAUGUGGCACUGACCUCCCAUCUAAACACACUCAUUAUGUGUAAACACGUGUGCUUAUUUUGGGAUAACACUGGUUUGCUUUAUGUUUCAACCUGUAGGUUAAUCACAUAUGUUUUCCACUGUGUUGUUAUUAUCAUAUAGUGCAGACAAUGCAAAUGUGUAGUUGCCCAAACUAAACACAUGGAUUUAAAGAGGGUAUUAUUUAGUAGAACAUUUCACUAUUUAUGGAUUUACUGAAUACGGUUUCAUAGACUGGGUAAUACAUUUCUUUUUUUCAAUUGUACACAAUUUGUGUAAUUAACAGUAACCUGUGGAAUAGGAACUAUCAGACCAAAUGAAACUGUUUUUUUCUCGGGGUUGGUUCUGUUUUAUUUGGAGAUCUUUUAAUAGUCAUGAGCCACUUGCUGCUAUACCAGCGUUUUGUUAUUGUGGUGGAAAGUCUUUUCUGGUUUCUGAUAUUCACCAACAUUACAUCGUUUGCCUCUGCAUUUACAUUAAAAAUGACGAUGAUGAAUUUUCAAGUGAAAAUAGAACACCCGAAUUUUCCUUCUGAUUUCUGUGAAAAUAAAACUGAAACACAAA
Molecule: messenger RNA, 3275 nt
Organism: Micropterus salmoides (largemouth bass)
Lineage: Eukaryota; Metazoa; Chordata; Actinopteri; Centrarchiformes; Centrarchidae
Gene: stra6
Product: signaling receptor and transporter of retinol STRA6
Exons: 18
Coding region: 446-2437 (663 amino acids)
Biological process (GO): vitamin A import into cell
Cellular component (GO): plasma membrane
Molecular function (GO): retinol transmembrane transporter activity; signaling receptor activity
Source: RefSeq, a predicted model, not a curated record